AUGCUGUGUAACUCGGGAAGGAGGACAAAAAACAACGCACAUCAGUUAAAAACUGGAUUCAUGGAGAACGGCGUGGACCCUGAGGUAAAUGAAUGCAAGGCGCCAAGAGAGACACCGAAAACCAGACACAAUGGGUCUACAGGACAUUCCCAUGGGCAGCACGCGCCACCCCAUCCGCCAAGGGUUCGACCGCGGCUGGUCUUCCACACACAGCUAGCCCACGGCAGCUCGACUCAACGGAUCGAAGGUUUCACCAAUGUUAAGGAACUUUAUGCUAAAAUUGCGGAGGUGUUCAACAUCUCUCCAACAGAGGUAAAACAUGUUUACAUGUCAUGUAGAUAGAUCUAGGUUUACCAAAGCAGUGUCUGGUAUAAAUUAUUAUAUUUUUGUAGAUUUAGGUUUACGUGUUCCUGGGCUUGUCUUCAUAACGCAAGGUAACAAAUUCCCAUACUAUUUAAAUAUAGCUGACGCAGUGAAUUUGAAAGUAAACUAAGCUGAGAAUAAUAACGUAUUGUAUUUGUUUGUGCUGAAUGCUGCAUUUUUUUUUAACUUUCUAACAUAAAAUUCACAUCAUGAAAAUAAAAUACAAGAUCACUAGAAAAUGUUCAAACGGUAAAUUAUAUGCAUAGAAUAUGAAGACGAAAGUUCAUAUUUGGGUAAAUAUGUAUCAUUUAAUAAAAAAAAAGACUCAACCUAAUAUUUUAUAUAGAGUAAGCCAGCAGGUCAUCAAAGGGUUGUAUCUAGUGGUGGGUUGCAGAUAAAAAGCCCUUUAAUUCAGAAUGAGUUCCAAAGUAUCUACAUUUAAAGGGACACUCCGCGUACCAUAAGCACUUAUGCAAACUAAAUGCUUAUUGUGGUAGUUCUUCUAGGAAGCUGUAGAUGCAGUUCCUUAGAACUGGAUAUGUAACAAUGAGGAUGAUGCAAGUUCUUGUAUCACGUGAGCAUGUACUGCGUAUGUCUGAAUGACAGGAGCCCUUACUGUGUGCUCACACCUUACAAGAAUUUGGAUAAAUGAUGAGAAUAUGGGUUUGGGGUUCUGGAGAAUCACCUGGCUUUUGUCAAUCAGAUCUAAAUUCAAAAAAAUUUUUAAAUAGGGUUGUAUGCAUAGCUUCCUAGCACCAUAGCCUAUACACUUGUAGUGCAUUGGUUAUGGUGUUUGGAGUGACCCUUGCAUUGGCUUCCCUGAUGCAUCAUUUGAAUAUUACAAGCACUUUCCACCUGCUGUUGAAGAAUUUAUCUGGGAAAAUCUUGCCCUUGGAAUGUUCUCUCCAUUAACCCAGCAAUUCAGCAUGUUCAGCAAUCCUUAAUAAAUAACAGCAUUUAUGGGCCUACCUUUACUGAGUUACUAUUGACAUGUAGAUUCUGUGUUGGCGAUACAUUGCACAGGCAUGUUUUAUAAUAUCUUUGAACUUCAAACUCCACCUAAAAUAUGAAAGAACAAGCAAAACAUGUCUUUAGCGUCAGCAUACCUCCCAAGUGUCCCUAUUUAGGAGGGACAGUCCCUAUUUUGGUCCCAAAACCCUCUUUUAUGACCUAAUGUCCCUCUCUUCCUGGGAGCUUCAUAUAGUUGGUGUGUCUGAGUUUAUAGGAGAGCUCCACAGCAAUAAUACUCCCAGUAAUGUGUCUUUACACUAAAAUAAAUGUGUUUAGAAAUCAGUCUGUGAAAAUAAGAUACAUUGUGCUUGUUCUAAAUUAGAUUUUAGUUUAAUUUACAUUGUUAUUACUAAGUCACCUAGAAUUUCUCCGAAGAGCCCCACUCCUGGCCACACCCCACUCACACCCUUAAAAUUAAAAUGUCCCUCUUUGUCCAUUUGAAAUGUUGGGUGGUAAGCAUCAGAAUUAUCAGCUUUUUUAAUUCACACAAGAACACGGUUUAUUUUAAUGUUCUUAUUAGAUGCUAUUGUUUGAGUAUAUUAUAUAAUAUCUUGAUAAAUACUUAAUAUCAAAUAGCCUACAAUAACUAAAACCGCCAGUAUAUUCACUUCAUACACAGCUGUCUGCAAUGUCUAGCUUCACAUAUUCAGGUUUUCUCGAUAAACUGGAAAUUGUCAGGAAUUCUUCAGGGAUGUUUCAAACGUAUUGGGCCAAAAUGUUUACUUUAUGAAAUGGGAGAGGCAAGGAGGGUAUAGAGUAAUUGGCUUAGUUACAGAAAUAGAGGACGAAACUGGUGAUGGUGGAGGAAAGUUGUAUCACAGAGGUGGGAUUGUUUUAAAAAAAAAAAAAAGCUGGAGUGACAGGGGACAAUUGAAUAGGUAAAAGGAGAAGGAUUUUAAUAGAGAGGGGUUCAAUGUUAGGUAGACUAAAGGCUUGAGGUGGGGAGCAAUAGUGGAACAUAUGUGAUGGAGGUUGCUGUGGGUGAAUAAAAGUCAAGUGGGUAUCAAAUUUAAAUUAAAGGGAUACUCUAAGCAGCAAAAUCAAAACAACUUUAGGCUAAUGAAGCAGUUUGGGUGUUUAGGUCAUACCCCUGCAGUCUCACUGCUCAAUUCUCUGCUAUUUAAGAGUUAAAUCACCUUUGUCUCUGUUUAUGCAGCCUUAGCCACACCUCCCCUGGCUGUGACUCACACAGCCUAUUAAUUUGUUUUGUAUUUUUAAUCAAAUGUGAUAGCACAGUAUGUUUAUUUUAGACAUUUUUUUUUAUUUCUUGCUCGGUUAAUUUAAUUUUAUUCACACAAGGAAGGCUCCUGCAGGCUUAAGAAGGCUAUUAACAGAGUAGGAGAUAAAACAUUUAAAAUUAAACAACAUUUGCAAUAAAGGAAGUUUAAACAUUAGAUCUCUCUUUACAGUAAAUGUGUAGGGAGACAAUUUAGGUUGCAUGCGGGGAGGUGUGGCUAGGGCUGCAUAAACAAAAACAAAAGUGAUUUAAAGGACUACUAUAGUGCCAGGAAAACAAACUUGUUUUCCUGGCACUGUAGGGUCUUUAGGUCCACCCUCCCACUGAGCUGAAGGGGUUAAACUCUUACCUUUCUCCAGUGCUGGGCUCCCUCGGCACUGGGGAACUCUCCUCCCUCUUCUGACGUCAGCGCAAAAUGCGCAUACGCGGCAAGAGCCGCGCGCGUAUUCAAUCAGUCCAUAGGAAAGCAUUUCUCCAUGCUUUCCUAUGGAUGUCAGCGUCUUCUCACUGUGAUUUUCACAGUGAGAAGCGUGGAAGCACCUCUAGCGGCUGUCAGUGAGACAGCUACUAGAGGCUGGAUUAACCAUCAGUGAAAAACUGCUAUGUUUACAGCUGCAGGGUUAACCCUAGAUGGACCACGCACCUAGACUGCUUAAUUGAGAUAAAGUGGUCUGGGUGCCUAUAGUGGUCCUUUAACGCCUUAAUGGCAGAUAUUUUAGCAGUGAGACUGCAAGGGCAUGAUCUAUACACCAUAACUGCUUCAUUAAGCUAAAGUUAUUUUGCUGAUCAUUGUUUCAUAUAGGUAUUGACCUUUGAAUAAACUAGGGUUAUAGAUAUUGUAUAAAUAUAUCCAUUGGGUGCAUUUAUAUAUUUUGAAGUCUGUUUCUUAAUAAUUAGUUUUGUUUGCAAAAAAAACCUAAAUUACUCAAAACUGCUAUUUCACUACUAUUUCACUACUUUUCCUGUACUUCCUUUCAGAAGUAUGUAAACAUUUUAUGAAUCUGAUGGCUUUUUUGGCUUUCUUAGAUCUUGUUUUGUACGUUAAACACGCACAAAGUAGACAUGCAGAAGCUUCUGGGAGGUCAGAUUGGACUGGAGGAUUUCAUAUUUGCUCAUGUGCGAGGUGAAACCAAAGAAGUGGAGAUUACCAAAACAGAGGAUGCCCUUGGUCUGACCAUCACUGACAAUGGUGCUGGGUAUGCCUUUAUUAAGGUGAACUUUUCUACAUAUAUUAUUUACAAUCUUGAUUAAAAGAACACUCUAAGUAUCAUACCCACUGCAGCGCACCCUGGUGUCCUACCAGUGUAGUCAAACUAUAUACAAACAGUUUGACCAGUUUACCAGAGGUUGCUGGGCGUUCGUCACAGCCUCCAGAAGAGCUGGAAGAUCUAGCAUGGAGCUUCUGUUAGCUCCUUAAGCUAAGUCAUUCAGUGCAGGACCUUCAAUACCGUAUUAGCUCAGAGCAGAGAUCUUUCAGCUCUCCUGAAAGAGUUGACCAGCCCCUUGGAAACCCCUUGAUUUGACUACAUAUCCUGGGAGGGCUCUGGGGCACUUCUGACACUAUUACCACUACUGCGUGCUGUGUUCCUUGAAAUCUUAAUCUGAUUAUAGCUGCUCCUUUCAUGGACGGUACCUCUGCCGUGAUUGCUCUUUAAUAUGAACUAAUUAGUGAGGUUAUCUUGCAAUCUAACCACUUAAUUUCAGGCGUCUUUGUAGUUUGAAAGUUACAAUGAGACCCGUCAAGGGGCAGUCAGUGUUUGAAUUUCAUGUGUUGGAAGCUGGAAAAAGAGGCAAGUGAAAAGACCUGAGUGACUUUGACAAGGUCAAAUUAGUGAUGAUUAAAUGACUGGGUCAGAGCAUCUUUAAAUGAGCAAGUUCCUGGUAUGCAGUAGUUACUGGUUAGUACCUUCCAAAAGUGGUGCAAGGAAGGACAACUGGUAAACUGGCAUCAGGGUAAUGGGCACUCAAGGCUCAUUGAUGAGCGUGAGGAACGAAGACUAGCCAUUCUUGUCUGUUUACACAGAAGAGCUACUGUAGCUCAAAUUGCUUUAAAAACUUGAUGCUAGAUAUGAUAGAAAGGUGUCAAAACACACAGAGCAUCGCAAUUUGCUGCAUAGGGGGCUUCAUAGCCGCACAGCCAUCAGAGUGCCAAUGAUGACCCCUGUCAACUUCCCAAAGUGCCUUAAAUAGUGACAAGAGUGUGUGAAAGAAGGUUGCCUGGUCUGAUAAAUUACAUUUUGUUUUAGAUCAGGUGGAUGGCCAGUUGAAUGUGUGUCGUUUACCUGGGGAAGAGUUGGCAGCAAGAUGCACCAUGGGAUGAAGGCAGGCUGGCAGAGACAGUGCUAUGCUCUGGGCAAUGUUCUGCUGGGAAACCUUGGGUCCUGGCAUACAUGUGGGUGUUACUUAGAGAUUGUGUAGACCAUGUACACCAUUUCAUGCAAUGGUGUUCCCUGAUGACAAUGACCUCUUUCACUUGGAUAAUGCACCCUGCCACACUGCAAAAAUUGUUCAGGAAUGGUUUGAGGAACAUGACAAGUACAAGGUGUUGCCAUGGCCUCCAAAUUCCUUGGAUCUCCAUCCGAUUUAACACUUGUGGGAUGUUCUGGAACAAUAAAUCCGAUCCAUGGAGACCUAACCUCGUAACUUGCAGGACUUAAAGGAUCUGCUGCUAAUGUCUUGGUUCCAGAUACCACAGGACACAUUCAGAUGUAUUUUGGAGUCCAUGCUCGACACAUCAGAGCUGUUUUGACAGAACGAGAGGGACACAAUAAUAGGCAGGUGGUUUUAAUGUGGCUGAUCAGUGUAUACAGAAAGAUCAAUAACGCUAAAGCUUAGCACAGUUAGCAGUUUUAUUUCCCUGAUGGUGGCCUUGAUAGAGUAAAAGGAUAAUAUGAUUUCUUAAUUCUUUUACUUUUUCUUUCUUCAGAGGAUUAAAGAAGGCAGCAUUACAGACCGGCUUGAGUCUGUAAAUGUGGGAGACAACAUUGAGGCCAUAAAUGAACAAACCAUCGUAGGAUGUCGGCACUACGAAGUGGCAAAGAUGCUGAGAGAGUUACCAAAGUCAGAGACCUUUACUCUGCGUCUAGUCCAACCGAAAAAAGCAUUUGGUGAGUUUAUUGCAAAAGGGAAAAGGGGAAUCUUUUAUCUUUGUAAAGAAUUUUUACAAAAAAUAAUAUGCUUGGUGGUGGUAUGCUGCCUUGACUAAGGGGUAAUAGUUUAUGAAGCCAUUAUUUUCUUUCUAUUUAUCAAUCCUAGCAAAAAUAUGUUUUUUAAAUAAGCAUAUAGGCAUUUGUUUGUGCAUGUCAUCUAAACGUUCCUAUAUAUUUCAAAGAAUCGUUUUAGUUGGAAGUAGAAAGAUGGGGAUUUAGAAGAGGGCAACACCAUUUUCUUAAACUUUAUAUAUGUGUUUACUAUAGUUUUAACACACGUUCUUCAAGCUUGCAUGGAAGCGGAGCUAUUUGAAACACUCACAUGUAGAGAGCUAUAUCACAAAUACAUUUAGAUGCAAAGUUAAGUAAAUCCUUUGAGGGUUGAACUCCCCUAAUGUGUAUUGCAACUCUCCAGUCUUCCACGACCCUAUGGUCAAACCAUUAGUUACUAACAAGUCUUCCAGAUCAACCUCGGCCUCUUACUUCUUUAAUUAUAAAAUUGGCAGAAUUAUUUCACGUGCAGGAGUCAUAUGACUCUUGUAAACAAACUGGGGUAUCAAAUUCACUGGAAAUUGUAAAGCACUGAGGAACAGAAAUGUGGGAUAAACCUACAUGUCUUUGUAGCAGACUUCCGUCAUUACAUUCUGACCGCGCAGUCAACUGUGCAUUUCACGGGCCCUAAGCUCUGGCAGAACUGGGACGUGCCAUGGAUGUCAUCAUCCACCAUGUAGUACAAUCUGAACGCAUUUUUUUUUUAAUAAGGGGAAGAUGGUGUAAUACACAUAUGUAAAGGACGGCUGUCAAUUGCCAUGAUUUUUUUAAAAUCUCCCUUUAUUUAACAAAUAUAAAUUUAUUAUGUCUGAAAAUAAAAUUAAAGAUUUUUUAACAUUUCAAAAUUCUAUCACUAUCCUGGAACUGUGCAUAUCCAGCUACACCCUGCCAUUGUUAUAAGCUCUGUCCUUGCACUUGUUAACAUUCAUGUUAGCUGUCAGAACUGAACUAAAUUGUAACAUCAAUUGCUAAAUAUUCCAAAUAUAUUCAAACGAAAUAAGAUUAAUACAAGGUAUAGGUGAUUUUAUUAUUAUUUUUUUUCUUCAAUGCUAUAAUGAGAUUUGAUGGUUUUCCAUUUAAGUGUGUAAUAUGUACAAUUCACCACUAGGUGGAGCCAUACCUUUGUGCUAUCAUUUUAACCGUGCUCCGAUAUAUAGUCCCAAAGUGAAUCUAUUAUCUGCUGAAACAUUUCUGAUAUUUUGUGUAACGUACAGUUUUUCUUCACCUGUCCACAUUCUGCCAUUAGUCUUUUGCAUCGCAGUUUUAACCCACAACUUCUGGACACAACUUCUGAAAUAGAAAGGAACCAUGACAGAAUAUUUCCAUCAUGUGUCCUUAAGGGGGUUAAAUAUUCUGAGCCCAUAAACAUGCAGUCUCAGAUAACGGUAUUUACUCCAAAGGUGGGAUUUUAGAUCCGGGUCAUGAAGCAGCUUAGAACAUAAACAUCCAUCUAAAUGUGUUCCCGAGUAAUUUGUUUGAUAGCUAUUCCAUAAUACUAGAGAUUUAUUUUUUGUCAUUCCCUCCUUCCAACUUUUUAAGUUGACAAAGAGGGACACGUACCCUUACCUAUAGAGCUCUAACCAACUCUAGCCCUCUUACAUUUAUUCACUGAUUCACUAUCGGUCUCUCCGCUCUACUGGUGACCUUCUCCUGUCUGCUGCUCGCACCCUUACUGCUAAAGCAUGCUUGCAGGCCUUCUCGCAAGCAGCUCCUUUCCUUUGGAACAGACUGCCUACCUCCAUCAGACUUCCUUUAAGAAGUCCCUGAAAACUUCAGGAUUGCUCAUGGCCUCCAAGAGUAACUUCUAUCUCUCAAAUCUUCCUCUCAAUCUCUCCUAAAGGGCCCACUCCACCCUCACCUCCAGUUCUGCUACAUUCCCACCAUGUCUAUUUGCUGUCUCCCUUAAUACUCUUCCUAUUGUGUUUUUAUACCCCACCUCCUCUAGACUGUAAGCUGGUUUGAGCAGGGUCCUCAACUUCCUAUUGUUCCUGUUACAUUUCGUUAUUGUCUCAUUUGGUAAAUUCCCCUUUUAUUGUAAAGCGUUGAGGAAUAAGCUAACGCUAUAUAAAUACCAAUAAUAAUAAUACUUUAGUGGUGGGGGUGGGGGCGGUGCUGUUCUAAGGUUUAGGUUACUUACCAAAAACAAUUUAUGCAACUAAAAUGUAAUUUAGAACAAGUACAAUGUAUCUUAUUUACGACUGAAUACUAAACACAUUACUAUAGUUUAAAACACAUUACUGGGAGUGUUAUUACUGUUGUGCUCUGUUAUACACUCAGACACACUAACAAUGCUGAGCUUAUAGAUAAGAGGGACAUUAGGAUAGAAAAGAGAGACAGAGGGAUUUGGAUCUAAAAAUAGGGCCACUUUGGUUGUACGCAGUUCUGUGACAUCAAGAACAAGAACUGUGUGAGAUUGCAGCCCACAGACCCUGCAUGAUAGUUGCCUUAGGGGCACUUGCCCCCUGCCCUGCUUAGCAGCCCUCCGAAGUUUAGACUAGCGAGCAGACAAUAUAAAUAAAUCAGAUUAGAUGUUUACUAUAUCAAGAGACCCCAUUUACUCACUCUGACAUCUCUAAUUUUUGGAGUGGCACAAACAACUUCCACUUCUCUAUACAUGUUAUAUUAAAAAGAACUGCUAAUGUUGACACCUAUAUACUUUCAACUGUUACAUUGUAUUGCUUUUGAUUGCUAGGAAUGUUGAUGAGAUGAGAAUUUUUCCUUAUCUCCGAUGACCAAGACGGGAAGUGGCUUAACUGUCCCUGGGACAGGAAGUAUAAUGCAAUGUAGGCACUAUGACAAGGGAUUGAUUAAAGACACUUUGAAAGCUAUCCAGUGGGCGUUGAACCCGAACGAAUUCAAGUGACAUAAGUUUCCCUUCCAUUCUUACUAUGAUUCAGCCUUUAAUAAGAACAGAACUGAAUCACUGGGAUUCUUCUUGCGAUAUAUAUAUAUAUUAUUUGUAUCUAUGUUUGUACUGCUUUGGAAUUUUAAAUUAUAUUCCCAUAAACAGCAUUAACAUCCACUUGAACAUAAUCCUGUGUGUGGAUAAGAGGGUGAACACAAAUGGUCCCAAGAAUUCUGAAGAGCUAAAAUUCAUACAUAACGACCCAAAAAUAUUUGUUCCUGAUUUUAGCUCUGUGUUCACUCUGUAUCACUUGUCAAUUAAUAGAUAUCAACAUCAGUCCAUAAUGACCCACAGUAUGUGACUCAUCUAAAGAAUAACUAGGAUUAACUGUCUCAGACACUUUUUUCGUACCCUGAUGAGUGUGGAACUAUUUUACGUCAAGUUUGACACGCCAAGUCUAUAAAAGGGAAAACGAAAAGCAAACUGAACACAAAGUAAAAUCUGUGAACCUGCUUACUAAACCUUUACCACGUGCAUUUAUGAUUAGAUUGUAGUUUCCCUUGAUUUAGAAGCCAUAAACCAUGGUUGUGUAGCUGGGAGAUUUGAUACAUGGGCAGACAUCCCAACAUGCAGAAACUCAUUUCAGGAUGGUGGCUUUUCCAGCCACUGUGCCACCCCCACCUGCCAAUCUCGGGGGGGCACUGGUAGUGGGUUGUAGUGAAGGACAGAGCUAGUAGUGAAAGGUAUGGGCUGUAAUUGGGGGGUUAGCAAAUGUAGUGUGGGAUAAGGGCUGUAGUACGGGGGUUAGGAACUGAAGUAGGUGGGUGACUCCAAUUGGGGAAAGGGGCUGUAGUGUGAGGGAUAGGGACUGUAGAGGGGGAUUAGGACUGUAGUCGGGGAAUAUGGUAUGUAAAAGGGAUGUUAGGGGCUGUAGUACAGGAUAAAACCUGCAAGUAGUGGGAUAGAGGCGGUAGUGGGAGUAAUAGGAGAACCAAUGUCUGCCCCCAUACCAUCCAUAUCUCCCCCCAAUAUCUUCCACUCCCCCAUUCCAUCCAAAUCUUCACCAAGAGCUGAAGUGCUCUGGGUGACUAUAGUGGUCCUUUAAUGUUAAACUGCUUGACAAUGGUUUAACACUAAAUGAAGGGAAAGUGUCAGGAGGUUUUAGGCAAAAUAAAUAACCCACCUUUGAAAUGAAAUGGUUAAAGUGCUACAGUGUCCCUUUAAAGAAGACUCAUCAUUUACAUCAUGAUACAUAUUUUCAAUGGUACAAAAAAAAAGCUUAUCAAUAAUAGCAUUGUUAUAAACCCUGUAAUGUCUGCCACGCUGAAUGUUUAGGAAAGUUCGGGUGUGAGAAGAAUUGUAUCUGAAUCAAAUGUGCAGAAAAACAACAAAAUACAAAACUUUUUAAAUUUAUUUAUGUAUUUAUUUUAUUAAAGGAAAUGAUCACAACUAAAAUCAAAUUGAGCUCUUACUAUCAAAGAUGUCAGGCCUUCUUUACCAUGACAAAUGUUUUCUAUAGAAAGAUGAAAGCUGGGACAAUUGGUUGUGACCUAAAAUUAAAGGCAAAUAAAAAUAGAGGAAAGAGAGUUUUAAUGGUAAAUAUUUCAUAAUACUUCAAGGAAGCUUGGUCUGACAUAUGGCUUCACUGAACUGCAUACACAACGCAAAUUCAAGUGUUUUGUUUUUACAUAUGUUACACAGACACAGACUAUAUAGGCAAGUUUACAAAUCCGGUAAAUCCCAAAGUGCAAGGCGCUUCUCAAUUCAAAUGCGUGAACAAAGAGUGCAGAAAUAAAAAUGAGCAGAAAAUAUUCCAGAUCAAAAUAUGUGUUUGACCAGAGACCCAAAACCCCAAUAUAGUGUUGCACUUUCUAAUAAUUAAAGUGUAUCACAGCAGUGAAAUACAUUAAAACAAGUGUAUACACUAGUGGAAAUAAAAUGAUCCAUUCUUAUGUAAAAUAGUUUAACAAAUCUCCAUAUCCUAAAAUUCCCCCCAAAGGAUAAAACUCACAUCCACCAUGAGCCUAUUCCCUUGCUCUGGGUAAAUCUUGCUUGCAAGGAGAGAGGUAACACCCCACUUGAGACUGUAUAUUGAAGGUGAGUUGGCUGCAGCAAUGGUGUUAUACCUUCAAUUUAUUAUUGUUAAGACAAAUAUUAAAAAGGCUUACAUUAAAACAAAGACAAUGUCCGACGCGUUUUACUGUGCCUCACUGCAUAUUUGUCAGAGAGCAGACAAAAUAACCUGUAAAGGGUUUAGAAAUAAUUUUGCUUACCUUUUUUCCAGAGCUGAGGCUUCCUCGGUGCUGGCUAGGUCUCCUCCUUCCGCAAUGUCACGCUGAUGUUGUGACGUAAUGCGCAUGAGCACAGUGCACUAAGUGUGUAUUCAAGUUUUUCCAUGAGAAAGUAUUGAAUAAAUGCUUUCCUAUGGCUAACAUAGAAGAUGGUAGACGUCCUCAUGCAAAUCGUCAAAACAUCCAACGUAGGAUAGCAGAGUCAAUCUCUAAUCUCCAUUAGGGACCCAGAAGUGCCUCUAGUGGCUCUCUGGAAGACGGUCACUAGAGGUGGAGUUAACCCUGCAAUAUAAUUAUUAUUAUUAUUAUUAUUUUAUUAUUUAUAUAGCAUCAUCAAAUUCCGUAGCGCUGUACAAUGUUUUACAUUGCAGAGAUAAACAGGCUGGGGCAAUGCGCCCAGACCACUUUAAUGAGAUGAAGUAGUGUCCCUUUAAGGCCCAAUUGUAACUUGGAACAACAGUAUUCAACCAGAAAGAGCUUAUGUUUACCUUAUUUCUUUGAUUUCUUCCAUGAAUGAGAUAGGACUAAUAUAAUUGAUUUAUCUUGUUAAGCUCUUUCCUCAAGUAUGUCCCGUCUAGGCCCUUAGGCUCUGCUGAAAACUUACGUCUAUCUUCUGUCCAUACUCCCACCUCUGAUGCUCGCCUUCAAGAUUUCUCGAGGGCUGCACCAUUCCUGUGGAACUCGCUUCCCUCCUACAUUAGUUGCUUACCCAGUCUCCUUUAAAAAAUCGUUAAAAACCCACUUCUUCAUAAAAGCGUAUCAAUUAAACUGUUAAUAGCUCCUGCCUGAUUCCUCUUCUGCAACUGUCACUAGUCUAAUACUAUCCUUACCUUUUUGUGUCAUUUUACCCCACUCCCUCUAGCAUGUAAGCUCAUUGAGCAGGGCCCUCAACCCCUCUGUUCCUGUGUGUCCAACUUGUCUGGUUACAACUACAUGUCUGUUCUUCCACCCAUUGUAAAGAGCUGCGGAAUUUGUUGGCGUUAUAUAAAUUAUUAUUAUUAUGAUAUUUAUAUAGCGCCAUCAAAUUCCGCAGCGCUUUACAAUUAAAUAAUAACAUAAUAAUAAUAAUAAUCUCUCUGUUCUACUAUAGAUUUUCUGCAAAGAAUUUGAUUGUGUUUCCUUUGUAGAUAUGAUUGGACAGAGAUGCAGACCAACCAAAAGCCCAAGUGAAGGAAAAAUGUCAAGUGGGAGAGAAACUCUACGUCUGCGAAGCAAAGGCAUGGCCACCGUGGAGGAAAUGGUAACGUUUAAUGAUUAAUUUUUCAUUGGAAUCAUUGAUCAAUAAAGAGACAGAAUGGUUUAUUACGUAGAGGACACAGUUAUGUGUAUAAUAACCCAGGAACAAGGUGCAAGAGAAUACUGAAAAUGGUCAACAGCUCGCAUAGCUUGCCGUUCGGUGGGUCCCCGUUCAGUUCUCAAGCUGGUUUUAGCUUAUCUUGUGCCAUUACAGAGAGAACCUAAACUAUCAGCAUUUCAAAUUGAUCCACCGCAUAUUUUUUCUGUCACUUUAAAAUGAUCUUCAAAAACAUUAUUCAGUAAUUAAUCAGUAUUAUAUUAAAGGACCACUAUAGUUUGUUUUGCUGGCACUAUAGUAUUAAUAGGUCUCCCCCCACCCUCAUGGCCCCCCUCCCGCCGGGCUGGGGACUCUCUUCCUUCUUCCGACGUCAUCGGCUGAAUGCGCAUGCACGGCAAGAGCCGCGCGCGCAUUCAGUCAGUCCAUAGGAAAGCAUUACCCAAUGCUUUCCUAUGGAUGCUGGCAUCUUCUCACUGUGAAAAUCACAGUGAGAAGCGCGGAAGCGCCUCUAGAUGGACCUGGCACCCAGACCACUUUAUGAAGCUGAAGUGGUCUGGGUGCCUAUAGUGGUCCUUUAACUAGCACAGGAACUUCACUUGUCCUGUGCUUUAUUUGUGUAGGUCAGGGGAAAGGCAAUCUUCUGCACUCCACAACAUAUGGAGUGUCAAAGGUUGCCUACCCCUGGUGUAGAUAAAGGCUCUAGUACUUUUCACUACACACAGAAAUGGUUCUGAUACUCUUCUAUGUUGCCUAUUUUGAUUUUAAAUAAAAAAAAAAAAAAAAAAUAAAGAUUUAAUUAAACAAAAAAAAAACCAUUUGUCGCAAGUACCUCCAGAAUAGAAAGCCCUCUACCAUACCCCCCCCUGUCUUUGUAUCUGAAAUGUAAUUCAAUAAGUAACAGAGAUAUAUAUAUAUGUAUUUUGACGUAUUCUUGUUUCGCAGCCAAGCGAAGGGGAAGAGGAAGCAUCCCGUAAAGUCGACGACUUGCUGGAAAGUUACAUGGGAAUCAGAGAUGUGGAGCUGGGUGAGCAGCAAUUUUUUUUAACAAGAUGCGAUAUUGCAGAGCCGUAUUUAAUGUUUAAUUUGUGUGGUGGAUUGUGUAGUUCAGCAUUUGCUUUAAGGAUUGUUCUAUUAGAUUUUUCAAAUGCUAAAAAGAAAGUUAAAUAAAAAAUAAAAAAAGUAAAACUUUUUUAACUUUUACUUUUCCCCAGCUUUUUAAAUGGUAGAAAGAUAUUUUUGUGUAGUGAUUACAUUUGUUAUUGAAGGAACACUCCAAGCACAUGACUACAGCGCUCUGUAAUUGUUAUGGUACAAGGAGUGACCUUACAAGAGGACAUAGUCUUAAAUUAGAGGGGCAAAGGUUUAAAAAUAAUAUCAGAAAGUAUUACUUUACUGAGAGGGUAGUGGAUGCAUGGAAUAGCCUUCCAGCUGAAGUGGUAGAGGUUAACACAGUAAGGGAGUUUAAGCAUGUGUGGGAUAGGCAUAAGGCUAUCCUAACUAUAAGAUAAGGCCAGGGACUAAUGAAAGUAUUUAGAAAAUUGGGCAGACUAGAUGGGCCGAAUGGUUCUUAUCUGCCGUCACAUUCUAUGUUUCUAUGUUUCUUACGCCCUCUCAUUGUAAGUAGUCAAACUUCUAAUGGUUUGACUUGCUUCCUUGUAUCCACUGGGAAUGGUCACUUAGUCUUAGCCGUGCAGGUCCAGAUCGGUGGCUGAGUGUGACAGCUGAUAUCUGUCAGACCUGCACCUCCUGGUUUAGCUUAGUGAACAGCAUUUCCAGCUGUCUGAGAGGAAGUCACUAGUGCAUGUUGGACUCCAGUUAAGAAGUCAAACCAUUAGCAAACAGUUUGACUUCUUACUCCUGGCACCAUAACCAUUACAUUAUACUGUUCUUUAAAAGGGAUAGCCUAAGCAGGGCCGGAUUAACAUAGGGGCUGAUGGAGCUGCAUGUUUAACUUUUUUUUUUUUCACACUACUCUUGGGUUUGCCACCUGACUGGUAUUUUACCAGCACAGCCGAUAUUUGAGGCUGCCUGGCCGUGCCGGUAUUGCAGUAAUACCGGCAAUACAAAUGCAGAUAUUUUUUUCAGUAUAAACAGAGAUUACUUUGCAAUACCAGCACCAGCCAGUAGGGGUCACUGUGUGUGGAGUGAGGCAAGGAUAGGAAGUUACAGCAUAUCCCUCCCUGCCUCUCUCUACUCACUGAUCUGUGGGGGAGCAGCUACACACCACAGAGAGUUCAGACAGCAACUCCCAACCUGCAGAGACAGACUACAGUUCAGGGAAGUGAAGGAUGGGAGGGAAAGGCAGCAGGGACACAUGGGGACACUAGGGGACACUGAGACACAUGGGGACACUGAGACACAUGGGGAUGCUGUGAGACAUAGGGAUCUUAGGAGACACAUUGGGACAUGGAGACACUUGGGACACAGUGUCUCCAUGUCUCCCAGCCAGUGUCCCUAGUAUCUCAAUGUCCCCAUGGCUACCAGUGUCCCCAUGACUACCAGUGUCCCCAAGCCUCUCAGUGUCCAAAGUGUCUCAGUGUCCCCAUGGCCCCCAGUGUCCCCAAAUGUCUGUGUCCCCAUGUCUCACAGUGUCCACAUGUCUCCCAGCUAGUGUCACCAUGUCUCCCAAUGUCCCUAUGUCUCCCAGCCAGUGUCUGUGUCCCCAUGUCUCCCAGUGACCCCACAUUUUUCAGUGUCCCCAUGUCUCCCAGUGUCCCCAUGUCUAUGUCCACAAGUUCCCCCAUGUCUCCCAGUUUCCCCAAGUGUCUCAGUGUCCCCAUGCAUCCCAGCCAGUGUCCCUAGUGUCUCAGUGUCCCCAUGUCUCCCAGUGUCCCCUAGUCUCCAAGUGCCUGUGUUCCCAUGUCUCAGUGUCCCUAGUGUCUUAGCAUCCCCAAAUGUCUCAGUGUCCCCAUGUCUCUGUGUACCUAGUGUCUGUGUCCCCAUGUCUCCUAUUGUCCCCAGGUGUCUCAGUACCCCCAUGUGUCUCAGUGUCCCUGGGUCUCUAGUAUCCUAGUGACACGGGAAACACAGACAUGGGGACACAGGGAGAAAUGAGGACACAGACACUGGGAGACUAGGGGACUGGGCGACAUGGGGACACUGACACUGUAAAACAUAGGGACAUUGAUGCCAGGCUGGCCUUCCAAUUCUUUUUGGGCAUGUUAACCCUACAUCACCAGCUUUCUGCCGUGAGGUUAUUUUAUUCCUAUAUUCAUUAUUCAUGUACAGUCAAUCCCUAAAUUCUUCAUCUUAAAAUAGUAUCUUGCAUUCAACCCUUUUAACCCAACAAACGUCCAAUUUCCAGUUUUCUACCUACAUUAUCCCCUAUCCUCGUUAUGGCAAUCAGCUCUUUAUUAUUAUCAUAUGUGGCUGCUUCCCCCUUCUGACGAGACCAAUCUCGCCACAUUGCAUUGGAGAAGCCUGGUUGCUCGCCUGUUGCCUUUGGAUUAUGGCCCCAUGUUAAAAGGCUUGAUUUGUCCCUGCAAAGACAUGAAAGCCGGGUCAUUUGGUGCUUGCCCUGUUUGAGCGGUGAUACCCCAGAUUGCUAUACCAUGGAGCCCAUUCGUAUAAUGAAAGACUAUGGGAAAGACUUUGGCUCCAUGGCAAUUGAACUGUAUGUGUGUGCUCUGAGCGCCAUUCAGUAAUAAUGUGCGCUCAGAUCUGAGCUAUCUGGGGAUAUGUUGAAUGUACCUGUUUUGUGCAAUGGCUGCACAGUUAUAUGUUUUUAUGUGUUUUAUUUACUUUUGCUGCCAUGUGUUCAAUGGAGUUUUGCCUCUGUCUUGGGAGAUUAUUGGAUUACUUCCCAAUUAUCUCCAGGAUAGAAGACUCUGUGGAACUGGUUUUGGGCAGAAAAGCCAUGCUUCAUUUGGUCACAAAGGACUUCGAUCUAUCUUUUGAACCAAUGGACCAAUUUGGAUGAUUUUGACAUAUGUUUAUAUUUGGAGUAUGCUGAUUCUGAAAAUGUAAGUUAUGUAAAUGUGAUGCAUACUUUUCAAGUUAUGAAUAAUGUGGAAAAACUGUAUUUCUCUGGCUGUUAUAAUUACAUUACCCAUUGUGUAAGGUAAUUGUAUCACAGGCAGAGGGGAGGGUUUUGUGUGGGAGUGUCUGAGUGUAUUGUACAUGUUUAUUGGUUGUUUUCCAAAACCCUGUGGGUGGUACUAAUGUGUAAGAAUGUGUACAUAAGAACAAUAAACCCACAGCUCUGGCUGUUCACUGCUUGACCCUCAACACGGAGCUUUGUCUCGUUCUUGGGGGGAUUUAUUGUAUGCUGUUCCAGUUUGACUGCUAGGAGUGUAAACCUAUUCGUAUGGUUUUUCCUAUUCGGCUGGUUACGGCAUUCAUAUGGUUUCCUGUUCGGCGGAUUGGUGUUCUGCAGUAGCUGUGCCUGUGUCUCUGGAAGGGAAGAUCUACUAAACGGCGGUUUAACCCUUUUAUGCUUAGGGUGCCGUUACAACCCUCACCCUUCAAUGCUGCCAAAAAAGGCUAACACGUCCCUUUUCUAACAUCUCUCUUUGGGCUAAUCGUCAGCAAACGCUUCUUGUAACAUUUAGAAUCUAAUUUAAAAUCCUGUAUCAUACCUAAAAGGAAUCUUCACAUCUGUAAAACAUCUGCAGAACUAUUUAUAAUUUCAGACUAUCAAAAUCUUGAUUAACUUGUUCCACAGUCUACAGCUGUAAUCUCUUCUAUCCGCAGUCCAACUUUCCCUUACACGGAUGUUCUAGAAAUUCGUCACUGUUCUGUCCUAUCACACUUUCUAUUAGUUUUCAUAUGCUUAGAACAAGCAUGUCAAACUUGUGGCCCACAAUGACUAUAUUUGCGGCCCAGCAGAGGCAGCUCUCUGAUUAAGCAAUUUAGGCGGCUGCCUAAGGCAGACUAACAUGUCGGAUCCUCGAUAUAUGAUGCCGGGUGCCAGGCCCUUCCCUCAGUCCACCAGGUGCAGAGCUGCAGACCUAAGUAUCUUGCGAUUUCCAGCCAAUCGGAGCGUUGCCGCGGGUUACCAUGGCAAUGCUCUGACUGGAGAUCAUGAGACACUUACCAUGUGGCAGAGCUGCAGACUGGAUAAACAGACCACAGGACCACCAGGGAGAGUGACACUGGACCAUCAGGGAAAGCUCCCCCUCGGACCACCAGAAAACAGAUUAGGAAAUAAUUUUUAAAAGAAAGGUAUUUCUGAUGGGAAAACCCCCUCCACACUUUAUCACUUCCCCUCCUACACUCCAUAUCCCCCAUCCACACUAUAUCACCCCCUCCACACUAUGUCACCCCCCUCCACGCACACUCUCACCCAAGUCACCCCCUCUCCACACACACACACACACACACAGUCAACCCCACACACCCUGCCACCUUUACAUUAACCCCUCCUGAUCCUGUCACACUCACCCCCUCAAAUAAUGCCGCACUCACCCUAUCACAUAAACCCUCCUAAUCCUGUCACUCUCAUCUUUUCUCACACUGUCACACUCAUCCUCCUUUACCCUAUCACAUUCACCCUGUCACAUUAAGCCCUCCAAUCCUGUUACACUCAUCCUGCCCCUGCCAUGCCACACUGACCCAAUCCUGUCACUCCGUCACGCUUACCUUCCCUCGUCCUGGUACACUCCCUCCUCCAACUGUGCCACACUCACCCCCUCGACCCUGCCACACUCACCCUGCCAUGUUAACGCCUCUAAUCCUGUCAAACUCACCCCUGCACUCUGCCACACUCACCCUGUUAACUAACCCCCUUUAAUACUGUCACAUUCACCUCUCCUCACCCUGUUACACUCACUCCUCCAACCAUACCACAUUCACUCCAACCCUAUUAUGCUGAUGCUCCAACCAUGCCACAUUCACCCUGUCACAUUAACCCCCUAAUCCUGUCACACUUACCUCCCCUCACCUUCUAACACUCCCUCUUCCAACCAUGUAACAUUUACCCUCCCUCAUUCUGCCACACUCACCCAUCCAACCCUGUCUCAUUCAUUCCCUCGCUCUGUCACACACACCCUGCCACAGUUACCUCAUAACUCAUCCUGUCACAGUCACCACUGAAGACAAUCAUCAUACACACAAAGUCAUAAAACAAAGCUUUGCUACAAACACAGUGUACAAAGGCCACAGGCAGCCCUCUCAUAUACACUGUUCCAUAUACAUAUUUUUUUUUAUACUGUACUUUUCUAAAUAAACCAAUGUUUCUAUGAAAAUUGAAGUUUUUGUUUUUUGUGGCCUACAUAAACUUAAACCUUGUUUAUGUGGCCCGUGUAGGCCUUUGCGUUUGACAGUGGAUAUUAUUAUUAUUAUCAUUAUUAUUAAUAUUGGCAUUCAUAUAGCAUACAGACAAAUUGUGCUUUACCUUCUAAACCUUGAGCUUCCGCAUCCUCUUCUAACUCGGAUAAACUCCCUCCUUCACCAACAGUGAUUUUACUUUUUGUUUUUUGAAAUGUUGUAUGUAUGAAGGUACUCACAGCUGGCCACACUACGGAUCUCCAACACUAAUCCCACUGAAAUAUUAAAAUACCUUCGGAGCCAAAAUAGAUUUUAUCUACCUUUUUUUUCAGCCGGGAAAAGAUGACCUACACAGUUUGGACUCUCUAUGGUUUUUGUCAAUCUUGACAAAGACCUAAGAGGAUGGAAAGUGUUUCCAGCCCAUCUGUUGGUGACUGAGUAAUGGACAUAUAAAACCUAUUUUGGCUCUGAAAUUAUUUUAUUAUUACUUUUGCCUUUAAUAGAGGCUGUAUUAAAGGACCACUAUAGUGCCAGGAAAACAUACUCGUUUUCCUGGCACUAUAGGGUCUCUAGGUCCCACCCACCCUCUGGGCCCCCCUCUCGCCGGGCUCUAGGGGGUGGAAGGGGUUAAAUCUUACCUGUUUCCCCCCAUCGGGCUCCCUCGGCGUUGGGAACUCUCCUCCUUCUUUUCUCCAUCAUCGGCUGAAUGCGCAUGCGCGGCAAGAGCCGCGCGCGCAUUCAGCCAGUCCAUAGGAAAGCAUUUCUCAAUGCUUUCCUAUGGACGCUGGUGUCUUCUCACUGUGAAAAUCAUAGUGAGAAGCGCGGAAGCGCCUCUAGCGGGUGUCAAUGAGACAGCCACUAGAGGCUGGAUUAACCCAUAGGUACACAUAGCAGUUUCUCUGAAACUGCUAUUUUUACAGAAAAAAGGGUUAAAUCUAGAUGGACCUGGCACCCAGACCACUUCAUUAAGCUGAAGUGGUCUGGGUGCCUAUAGUGGCCCUUUAAGACUACAAAUGUGCAAUUGGCAAGGUUUCUAUAAAAAUGCAAAGUAACCCUCCUAUAAAUAAAUGGGAGAGUAGCAUUAGCUGAACUUUUUCAGCUACUUUAUGGCCAAAAUAACUAUACUGGAAAAAUUCUCCAAAUCAGCUAUGGUUUCAGUUUCACUACUCUGGCCUUAAAGGGACACUAUAGUCACCAAGAAACCAUUAGCUUAAUGAAGUAGUUUUGGUGUAUAGAUCAUUCCCCUAUAGCUUCACUGCCGAAUUCUCUGCAAUUUAUGAGUUUAAUCACUUUGUUUGUGCAGCCUGAGCAACACCUCCCUUUACAUGACUCUACACCCUUUUUAAACAUUUCCUGUAAAGAGAGAUCUAAUGUUUAAACUUCCUUUAUUGCACAGUAUGUUAAUUUAGAGAUUGUUAUCACCUGCACUGUUUAAAGCCUUCUAGACCCUACAAGAGCCUCCUGUGUGUGAUUAAAGUUUGGUUUACAGAACAGAAAUGUAAGUGAGCAUUUGAUUGAAAAUAUUGGAUGAGUCACAGCCAGGAAGAGGUGUGGCUAAAUUAUCUGCCAUUUAGGAGUUAAAACAAAAGUGAUUUAACUCCUAAAUGGCAGAGAAUUUAGCAGUGAUAAUGCAGUGGCAUGAUCUAUUCACUAAAACUACUUCAGUAGCUCAAGUUGUUUUAAUGCCCAUAGUAUCCCUUUAAGUCUAAAAAUUCACUUUGAAUUCUCAAAACCUCUCACUUUAGAGAGUAACCCUGUCUGUAGGUUUAUGGAGACCCCAAACACAAGCAUUAAUAUGAUACUCUUCUGUUGAGGUUAAACAAAACCAGACUGUCAGCACGGCACAACAUUAGUCAUGCAAACACUAUUAACGUAAUCGUAUUUUAUUUUUUAUUUUUUUUAUAGCGACAUCAUAAUUCAAUAAACAGAUCGCAUUCAUCCGUUAUGUGCAGAAUGUUAGCAUCUAGGUGACUAAACAGAAAACGGUGAUUGUGCAACAACAUUACAAAGAUCAAGAUUCUUCCUCAUGUUCAUUAUAACAGGAUGCAUCAAAUCUAUUUUCAUUGGCACUAAUCGCACACAUUAUCCCACAUUCCAGUAAAAACAAGAUAAUUGAAAGAACUAUGAAGUCGUUUUUUGAAUCUGGUCCAAAAUAAAUCCAAUCAGCAGCUCUCCACAAAUGUAUACAUUGUCACAUCGUUUUAGGUUUAAACUAUCAAUUACUGAUGUUUAAUCUACACUUACCAUAAAGUCCAAACAAGAAACGCUUUUAUAUACAAUGAAAGGGAACACUUGUGAAUCAUUUAGAAUGGGUACAGUUUACACCUCAAAUGGUAUUAAGUUGUAAUCUAAAUCCUUAAAAUAAAGAUAACCUCAAUAAACAAUGUUAGAUAAGCCUGAUAAUGUUGUUUAUCUAAAUCCGUCUGAACAUUUGAGGCGUGCUUUUUAUAAAUCUCAGGCAAAAUCAGGACCAAAACAUUGUACGAAUCAUAGCUUGGAAAAGCACAAAAUAUAGUCACCUUUUGUGGCAAUAACACUUGCCUUUUUAUCUAUUGAAAACAAUAAGUAAAAAAUUUGCAUAUAUAUAUAUAUAUAUAUGUAAAACAUAUCAUUUUUAUUUUUUCAUAUAAUAGACACAUUUUCUUUCUCUCUCUUCCUAUAUUUCUCUCUUUCUAUAUACAAGUGGGCCUAGUGAAAUUUCAGUCCUAACCCUGAUAGAGAUAUAGAAUGUGACGGCAGAUAAGAACCGUUUGGCCCAUCUAGUCUGCCCAAUUUUCUAAAUACUUUCAUUAGUCCCUGGCCUUAUCUUAAGUCUAGGAUAGCCUUAUGCCUAUCCCAUGCAUGCUUAGACUCCCUCAAAAUGGCUCUUUCACCCAUCCCAUGGUAUGACUGAUGAGAUAUAAAAAACACCCAUAACUUUAAAACUUACUGGGAGCUCAAGGAUUAUCCUUCUACCAAGAAGAGUCUAUAUUUUGCUCUUUCUAUAUACAUGUGGGCCUUAUGAAAUUUCUGCCAAAACCCUGAGAGAACCAAGUGGCUCUUUCAGACCUCCAUUGAAAACAUCCUUAACUUAACAACUAACUAAGGCUUCAAAGAUGAUCCCUCUACCAGUUAAAGGACCACUCUAGGCACCCAGACCACUUCAGCUUAAUGAAGUGGUCUGGGUGCCAGGUCCAGCUAGGGUUAACCCAUUUUUUCAUAAACAUAGCAGUUUCAGAGAAACUGCUAUGUUUAUGAAUGGGUUAAGCCUUCCCCUAUUUCCUCUAGUGGCUGUCUCAUUGAACCACUAGAGGCGCUUGCGUGCUUCUCACUGUGAUUUUCACAGUGAGAGCACGCCAGCGUCCAUAAAAGCAUUAUGAAUGCUUUCCUAUGUGACCGGCUGAAUGCGCGCGCAGCUCUUGCCGCGCGUGCGCAUUCAGCCGACGGGGAGGAGAAGAGGAGGAUCGGAGGAGGAGAGCUCUCCGCCCAGCGCUGGAAAAAGGUAAGUUUUAACCCCUUUCCCCCUUCCAGAGCCGGGCUGGAGGGGGUCCCUGAGGGUGGGGGCACCCUCAGGGUACUAUAGUGCCAGGAAAACGAGUAUGUUUUCCUGGCACUAUAGUGGUCCUUUGAGGGGAAUGGAGUCAUGGAAAAUGACUCAUACUCUUUCCUUUGCUCCUUGACCUGAACGGUAGUGAUAAAUUGGUGGUCUAGGUGAUGCCUUCUCCCUCUGACCUAAUUAAAAUUUUUGUUUUUUUAGAUAUCCUUUGAAAAAAGCAAUGGUUUCUUCCCAAGUAUAAUCCCAUGAACUUUAUCAAUGCUCGUUGUUUUCUAGUCAUAGAGUGACCAACACUUACAUUAGUCAUUGCAUUGAUUGAAUCCAUUUUGGAACGUUCAAUCUCCAACAUGAUUUUCAGAGAAUAUCUCGAAAAACUCAGAAGAGACAAGUUAACAGUCAAACGGCCUUCUUUUAUGAAUACCAAUAAUAAAAGAAAAUAUUAUGCAACAGCACAAAGUACAGAAAGUAAACAAAAAUAUACACGUGUUCAGUAAAAAGUAAGAUUUUACAUUGCACGGAAUCUUUCAUUUUGCUAUCAAUGUACGUGUUAGGAGAGGUGGCAAUGGUGUAGUCAUAUGCCAUCUACCCAGGGUCUGAUCCUAACUCCUAACUCACCAGUUAUCUAAAUAUGUUACUCAACUUGCCUUAUGUGAAAUUAUUAGUUUUUUUUUUUUAAAAUGUAAAUUUGGUUAAUUUCCCACAUCCAAAGGUGGUUUUGGUAUAAUUAUACAAAUUGUCUUUCAACAGCUUUUUCUCAACACUUAUAGAGAAUAAACUGGUAUAGAGAUUGCAUUCCCAUUUUAUUACAAUGGACAAACAAUACACACAUUAUGGUUGUAAGAUGUUAUUAAUGUUCUUCUGCUUUCAUUCAUAGCCGCAUCUCUGGUUGAAACCGCCAAGGAGAAACAAAACCCUGAGGAGUUUAGCAAAGGCCUGGACCAUGUUUUGGGUGAAUUCGCCUUCCCUCCAGAAUUUGUAUUGGAAGUUUGGGAAGCCAUUCGUCAGGCCGAACAUUAGCUUAAAAAUUCCGAACAUACACCUAAGACUUCUUUAUCUUCGAAACACAUGUCUUAUCCUAAUCAUGAAUGGACAAUACGCUAUUGGUUAUAGUACUUUUAUCUCGUGACCUCAAGAAAGAUCACUGAUAUAAUUAUCAAAAAAAUAACAUAAAAUUACAUUUUCCGUCGCUGGAAAAAUAUUUUAAUA
Molecule: messenger RNA, 23189 nt
Organism: Pelobates cultripes (western spadefoot toad)
Lineage: Eukaryota; Metazoa; Chordata; Amphibia; Anura; Pelobatidae
Source: the annotation of a GenBank genome assembly